This is a messenger RNA of Myotis myotis, 1661 nucleotides long. It is a transcript of the gene WNT7B, whose product is annotated as Wnt family member 7B. Gene Ontology annotation, molecular function: frizzled binding; cytokine activity. The coding region runs from base 469 to 1518 and encodes 349 amino acids. Lineage: Eukaryota; Metazoa; Chordata; Mammalia; Chiroptera; Vespertilionidae. Gene Ontology annotation, biological process: cell fate commitment; multicellular organism development; neuron differentiation. The transcript is spliced from 4 exons. The record is from RefSeq and is a predicted model, not a curated record. Gene Ontology annotation, cellular component: extracellular region.
CAGCGAGCGAGGAGGGCGGGCGGGAGGCGGGUCCUCCUACCUGGGGCGCGCUCGCUCCCUCGCAGCUCGUUUGCCGGGGCCGCGAGUCACCUGGGGAGGCCGACAAGUGCGGACACAUUGGCCGCCGAGGCGCUCGGCGAGGCGCGCACGGCCCCAGGCGGCUGCGCCCAGGACAGGCAGCGCCCGCCCAGCCGCCGCGCUCGGGCUCGGCCCGGGUCCCCGCCGGCGCUCGUGGGGCUCCGCGGUCGCUCAGUGGGGCGGCGAGGUUGCGCCCCGAGCCUCGGUCACUCCCCGGCCCCGGCGGCGGCGCCCCGCUCACCAUGGUGGCAGCGCGCGCCCAGUGCCCGCGCCUCGCCCGCCGCCGGAGCCGCAGCGCCGGCUGAGCGCGGUCCGCCAGCCCCCGCCCGCCCGCCGCCGCCGCGUCCCCUCCGCCGCCGCUGUUUAUGGCGCAGCCCCCCGCCCUGGAUCAUGCACAGAAACUUUCGCAAGUGGAUUUUUUACGUGUUUCUCUGCUUUGGCGUCCUCUACGUGAAGCUCGGAGCGCUGUCGUCCGUCGUGGCCCUCGGAGCCAACAUCAUCUGCAACAAGAUCCCCGGGUUGGCCCCGCGGCAGCGCGCCAUCUGCCAGAGCCGGCCCGAUGCCAUCAUCGUGAUCGGGGAGGGGGCGCAGAUGGGCAUCAACGAGUGCCAGUACCAGUUCCGCUUCGGGCGCUGGAACUGCUCUGCCCUCGGGGAGAAGACGGUCUUCGGGCAGGAGCUCCGAGUAGGGAGCCGUGAGGCCGCCUUCACCUACGCCAUCACCGCGGCCGGCGUGGCGCACGCGGUCACGGCCGCCUGCAGCCAGGGCAACCUGAGCAACUGCGGCUGCGACCGCGAGAAGCAGGGCUACUACAACCAGGCCGAGGGCUGGAAGUGGGGCGGCUGCUCGGCCGACGUGCGCUACGGCAUCGACUUCUCCCGGCGCUUCGUGGACGCGCGUGAGAUCAAGAAGAACGCGCGGCGCCUCAUGAACCUGCACAACAACGAGGCGGGCAGGAAGGUCCUGGAGGAGCGCAUGAAGCUGGAGUGCAAGUGUCACGGCGUGUCGGGCUCCUGCACCACCAAGACCUGCUGGACGACGCUGCCCAAGUUCCGCGAGGUGGGCCACCUGCUCAAGGAGAAGUACAACGCGGCCGUGCAGGUGGAGGUGGUGCGCGCCAGCCGCCUGCGGCAGCCCACCUUCCUGCGCAUCAAGCAGCUGCGCAGCUACCAGAAGCCCAUGGAGACGGACCUGGUGUACAUCGAGAAGUCGCCCAACUACUGCGAGGAGGACGCGGCCACGGGCAGCGUGGGCACGCAGGGCCGCCUGUGCAACCGCACCUCGCCCGGCGCCGACGGCUGCGACACCAUGUGCUGCGGCCGCGGCUACAACACGCACCAGUACACCCGCGUCUGGCAGUGCAACUGCAAGUUCCACUGGUGCUGCUUCGUCAAGUGCAACACGUGCAGCGAGCGCACCGAGGUCUUCACCUGCAAGUGAGCGGCCCCGCGGCCGCCGGCCACGCGGCCACCCGCCACUGUGCACACGCUCCCGCCUUCCCGGCUCCGCGCGGCCGGCGGGGCAGCGGUGGCUGCAGACGGUGGGGCUCCAGACGCAGGGGAACCCCCUGGGCCCAGCACCCU